AUGGACAAGCUGUCCGAGGUAGUGUAUCGGGUGCAGAAUGGGCGGAAAACUGUGGUGGUCCAUCGGGACCGGCUGGCACUGUACCAGCCCAAAAAGAUGGUGCUCAUUGCACCGGAGGAAAAUGUGACUCUGAGCCAGAUCACCAGGCACGUGGAGAGCAACUGGCAGAGUCAGUCCACAGAUGAUGAAGCAAAAAGACAAACAACAAUUUCUUCAUCAUCAUCAACAUCUACGUCCACAUCCACCUCAUCGGCAUCUUCAUCCGAGAAAAAGAAAUCCAAGAAAAGGAGAAAAUACAACAAAAAGGAUAAGAAAAGGUCUUUCACCAAAAAGAAAACAAAAAGACAAAGAACACUAACUUCAUCAUCUUCAUCAUCGUCCACAUCCACGUCAUCAUCGUCUUCAUCUGACAAAAAGAAAUCCAAGAAAAGGAGAAAAUACAACAAAGACAAGAAAAUGUCUUUCGCCAAAAGAAUGACCACACCCGACCAGGUCAUCCACAGAUAUGGGUAUGUUCUAAAGACAUACCAAAACUGCCUCUCUGUAAGACAUGCCUUAAAAAAGCACCAUGUGGAAAAGACAACAAUGGCCUUGACAAGCAUCAUAGCAGAGGUGAAAAUUGCUUCAGAGGGGGAAAACUUCCCUGUUCCUCUGUACAAAGAAGGGACAACCCUUAAGGAGUUCACGGUUAAAUUAAAAAGAUUGGUGGAAUCCUGCCCAGCACUAAACAGCAAAAUUGCGGAACUGAAACGUUGCAACAAACUCCUCCCGUUGAAGUGGAAAUUCAGAUAAAUGAAAGUUGUUUUGUUUAAAAUGUAAAUAGUUCAUAUUUUUGAUUUAGGAAA
This is a messenger RNA of Astyanax mexicanus (Mexican tetra), 845 nucleotides long. RefSeq names its product vitellogenin-2-like. Gene Ontology annotation, cellular component: nucleoplasm. Bases 1 to 792 code for a protein of 263 amino acids. NCBI's taxonomy places the organism in Eukaryota, Metazoa, Chordata, Actinopteri, Characiformes, Acestrorhamphidae. The transcript has 6 exons. The record is from RefSeq and is a predicted model, not a curated record.